Molecule: messenger RNA, 1109 nt
Organism: Coffea arabica (coffee)
Lineage: Eukaryota; Viridiplantae; Streptophyta; Magnoliopsida; Gentianales; Rubiaceae
Source: RefSeq, a predicted model, not a curated record
UCUAAUAAUUUUGGGAUUUAGAAAGGUCCACGAAUUGCUUUUUAAUGCCCUUUUCUAAGCCAUUCCUCUGCACCACAGUGAAUCCACCAGCUUUUGGUUUCUCCAUCCUCCUGGUACAUACUCAAGUUGCAUCCUCCUCUUGUUUGAUUAACUUCUUUUUCUUAUAUUUCUGAAGAGUUGUUUGAUCAACAUAGACCAUGUGCUUUAGACAGAUACAAUUUCUUGCUAUUUGAUGCUCUUAUAUGUCCUGAGUUUUGUCAAUCCUCUUUAGAAAAUUGAGAUCAAUCCCAUCUGGAGUUCGCCUGAAGCUUUUGCUUCAAAGCAAGCUAUGAAGGAAAUGGCUCAAACUAGGAGGCUUAAUAAGGAAUGUGAAGAGCCAACAUUUGGUGUUGGAAGCAUUGGCAAAGUAAGAGUUCUUAUGAUGCAAGAGUUGGAUUCCGUGUCUUCUAGACGAAGACCUACCAAUGCUACUGUGCCAGUUUCAGUCUACUGUUGUGAGAAAAGAAGAAGAUCAGUACAAGUCAAGAAGACUAAAUCUGAUCAGAGAAACAGCACUAGUACUGGUUGCAAAAGCAGCAUUUUAAGCAGUGAUACAAGAAGAUCAUCAGGAAUAAGCAGUCGAAAGAAAGUUCAUAAUCAAAGUCCAUCUGCUCAAUCCAUUCCUAUGUUGGAAUCAGAAGACAUUUCUCUGGAAAGAACUCCAGCCAGAGGCUGUCAAGAGAGGCGAAAAACUCGAAUAGUCGAAAUUGUGGAUCUAAAAUGUGGGAAUUCUGGGAAAGGAUGGUCUUCUCCUAUUACUGAUCAGCUCAGAAGGCUCAGUUUCUCAAAGCUUUCUGAUUGAUCUUGCAAUAAUUUCAUCAAAAUCUAUUCAACUUGUUAAAUGGUACCGCAGAGCUGCUGAAUGCUCCCGAAAAGCAAGCCAUUUGUAAUAGAUUUAACAAGUCACAUUCGCUUUUUGUACAUGUCACAAAAUUGUAAAAGGGUUUGUCAAGGAAUGUCAUUUCCAGGACAUUUUCAUGUAGACAGCUUAUACGGAUUCUUAUUUCAAAUAAUUGUAUCAAUGUGCAAUACACAAGCUUCUAAAUGAGAACUUAUGGAUGAAAAUUGCU